GUGACACACCCCUCGGGUGUAGUGGAUUAGAUUUUCUACUCUUGUUGUUGUCUAUGUCUAUAUUUACUAAAUUAUGAAUAUUUAAAAUCAAUUCAACAGCCUGGAAGAGGAAAAUUAUUUUAAUAAUUUAGCUUAUUGUAGGAACCUAGGUAGUUAUUAAUCGAGUUAAUAAUUAUCUCUGUAUGAGUGGAUUUUUGAAACAACAAGCCCAAUGAGUUUUUGUCAAUAUUGAUGGUGGGUUUUUGUGUAUUGCAGCCCUGUUUAAGACAUCGUCAGAUGCACAUCUAUGGACCCACAGAUUUCAGACAUCAUCUCCGGAAAAUCUCAAAACUGCCACUAUACCUAAGGCUGGUUCAUUAAGUGAUUAUGAAUCAACUAACACCUGAGAGAAGUUUCUUGUGCCCACAAUUUAUAUGAUAUUGUCUUACAACUAAAGUACCAAUUUAAUUUACAUGUUUUGCUGUUUUUUAUCCUCUCUGGAUUAGUUUUUUUUUUUAAUUUUAAAGGGCCUCAAAUCAACAUACCAAUCAAGUUUGGUAACCAUAGAAAGUUGUCAUUAUUUGUUUAAAUAUUUACUGCCAGCACUUCUACUAUGCGGAACCCAUAGGUUAAUGUUUGCCCAUAGCGGCAGUGCAAAUCGCUCUCGGCUCAAGGCUGUUUCCUCGUCGAAGAGUGAAAUCAACAUGGAGGAUUUAGCUGUGGAAGUUGUCGGCGAAAAUGGGGCCCAUUAUAAGGGCUUCGUCCUCGACGUGUUCGAUGACGGCGUCCUGGUCCACUUUGAAGACGAGUGGCAGCCUGAUUCAAAAUUUCCCUAUGAACAAGUCAGGCUACCUCCAGCUGCCACCGAUGCCAAAGUGGAGUUCACCGAAAACAUGGAAGUUGAGGUGUUUUCUAGGUCAAACAAUCAAGAAGGAUAUGGAUGGUGGAAAGCUAGAAUUAAGAUGAUGAAAGGCGAUUUUUACGUAUUGGAAUACCUUGGCUGGGACAACACCUACACAGAAAUAGUGAGCAACGACCGGCUCCGACAAAAAAACACCAAUCCACCUAUCGACAAGACUAUGUUUUAUAAAUUCGAAAUCGAUGUGCCUGAAGACGUGCGCGACUAUUGCAAAAAAGACACGCACAAGGAAUUUGCCAAAGCGAUCGGCGCCGGUCGCAUUUUCUACAAUCCGGAAAAGUGUAGCCUGGCGGUGAUUACCAAAUGCGAAACGAGCAGGAAGCGGGCUUCCUUGUUGCAAGAUAUGCAUUUUAGGAGUUUGUCUCAAAAGGUUUUGCUGAUGAAACGAACCGAAGAGGCGGCCAGACAAUUGGAAAGUACAAAAUUGGCUACAAUCGGAGGGUAUUCAGAUGAGUUCCAUGUCAAAGAGGAUUUGAUGGGUUUGGCAAUUGGUGCUCAUGGUGUCAAUAUUCAGCAAGCCAGGAAAGUAGAAGGUGUUACCAAUAUUGAAUUGGAAGAAGUUACGUGCACUUUUAAAAUUUAUGGAGAAACUGAUGAGGCAGUCAAGAAAGCAAGGUCUAUGUUAGAAUACAGUGAGGAAUCACUGCAGGUGCCCAGAGCGUUGGUAGGCAAAGUAAUUGGUAAGAAUGGAAGAAUUAUUCAGGAAAUUGUUGACAAAAGUGGAGUGGUAAGAGUGAAAAUUGAAGGCGAUAAUGAACCAGAACCUACAAUCCCACGCGAAGAAGGGCAGGUUCCUUUUGUCUUUGUAGGAACAGUAGAAAGCAUAUCCAAUGCCAAAGUACUUUUGCAGUACCACCUGGCGCACCUAAAAGAAGUAGAACAGCUGCGUCAAGAAAAACUAGAAAUCGAUCAGCAACUGCGCAGCAUUCACCACGGUUCCAAUUUGGGCUCGAUGCAAUCACUUUCCAUGAGCGGCCGACGUUCAGACAGAGGUUACAGCUCAGAUAUGGACGGCAGAGGACCUCGUGGCGGUCCUAGAGGCGGCCGGGGCGGCAGAGGAAGAGGCGGCGGUCAGCGGCAAGGCAACGAUCGCUACGGUCAGGGUUCACGCCAUCAAACUCCAGACACUGUAGACGAAAGAGUGUCAGAUCGUAGAAACUAUCAACGCUACGAUGGACCUAGAGGCGGCGGUAGAGGUAGAAGAGGUGACAAUAGACGCGGUGACGAUAGGCGCAGGAAUCACGAUGAAGAAGAAACCGUUUUAGACAGUCAGGAGGUUUCCGGUGCUGACAGAGAGUCGGUCUCUAGCCAAGAAGGUAGACCAUGGUCGGAGAUCUGCAACAGAGCCAGCGACGUCAGAGCCAGACCGGAACGUAGAUACGUUCCAGGGCCGCGUCGCAACUUUAGAGACUCGCCAAGAACGGAUACGAGAGUUGACAGUAAAAGUACUAGAACACCAGUAACGUUGAAUCACUCAGAACCUCUACAAGACCAACUGCCAACCAAUAACGGAUUGCCGAAACACAACGGAUCCUCCAACGGUAAUAAUGGUAAACCGAGGCGGCCGCCUCCGUCGCGCCGAAACGACAACCCCAAGCCCAAAGAGGCGCUCGUUAACGGAACGGCUGCUUAAAAUUCACAUUAAAUUAAAUAGGUUCACAUAGGAGGGGGCAAAACAAUUAAUGCAUCACUUAAGUUUUAGUUGGAAUUUUUCUUUUUUUUUUCCUAAUUUAAAUCGCUGCCAACUGGUGUUGUUACUUGCCCCCUCCCUCGGCAAGUGUUAUUUAAAAGAGAAGACAUUUUUAUUUUUUCAUUAUUUUUUCUUCAUUUGUUGCGUAACCUAGUAAGUGUAUAAAUUCCCGAAGUAGUGAAUUAAUCGAGGGUGGUCAACUGCCCGUUACUUAGACGAGACGAAUGGACUGUCUAGGUUCUGUGAACCAAAAAAAAAUUUUUUUCUUAUCAACGUCGAGACAGUGUUGCAAUACUGUCACAUUUGCAAAAAGACUGCUCAGUGUUAGUGAAAAAACGAGGGAAAAAAAAUCCGUAAAUAAUUUUCUAAUUUCAUAUUUGUACGGUCGCGCACACUCGAAUUAAUAAGUUGUUAGUUUUUAAAUACCACUUAAUGUAUUUUUUUUUUUGUUUUUUUGUAUUUAUGAUUUUUUAGUUUUUAUAGAAUUAUUAUUUCACAAGAACAUAACACUUUCAUUAUUUUGUAACUCAAUAUUUUUUCAUAAUAGUUAAUCGUUUGUUGUAAAUAUAUAAUAAUGAUUAUAUUAUUAGCUACUCCGAUUUGCCAUUUGUUAAUAAUGGUUGAGGUGCAGAGUUUUUUUUUUGGUUGUCUGCUGUGUUUUCGGUAACACAAUUUUUGCAUUGAAUAAAAAUAGUUUCAAAAUCGUCAAAAUGCCGUUUCAUUUAUAUAAGAAAUUGUAGUAUAUUGAAUCCUAAAAAAAAAAUAUAUAAAGUCACAAUGUCAUUUCCAAGGAGGUUUUCUAUCUUUUGCUGAGCAUUGGCGCCAUUCUGACAUUCUAUUUGGGCUUUCUAGAUCCUGGAGGAAUAAACGAUUUUGAUUAAUUGAUUGAAAUUAUUUGAGGGCAAAAAUACAUACUCACACUGGGGUGCCAAGAGCUUCUCUGUUGAGUUUGUGAUGGUUUUUGGUCUUGAGUUUCUGGUAAAGGAUUUCCAGGAGGUCUAUUCAAAAG
Molecule: messenger RNA, 3597 nt
Organism: Ceutorhynchus assimilis (cabbage seed weevil)
Lineage: Eukaryota; Metazoa; Arthropoda; Insecta; Coleoptera; Curculionidae
Source: the annotation of a GenBank genome assembly